AUGUUAUGUUUUAGAUCAAACCCACCAAAAAGAUUCCUUCUUUUUCUUUCCCUUGCCCUCUUCAUUGCUUUAACUUCAGGAAGCUCUCACAUUUCGCACACUUUUCGAACAACAGGUGUAAGGGUAGGUGGUGAGAGUGAGUAUGAGUAUGGUGGAGCGGUGACAUGGGACACAAGGAGGUCUCUUGCAGAAGGAACUGUCCAAAACUCGUCCUUGAUAUUGGCUAAGGAGAGAACAUACAGGAAGGACCCUCUUGAUGGGUUCAAGAAAUACACUGGUGGUUGGAAUAUCAGCAAUGACCAUUACUGGGCUUCUGUUGGAUUCACUGCGGCUCCCUUCUUUGUCAUUGCUGGUGUCUGGUUCGUGCUUUUUGGGCUAAGCUUAUCCUUUAUCUGUCUCUGUUACUGCUGUUGUCCAAGAGAGCCUUAUGGUUAUUCUAGAACAGCCUAUGCUCUCUCUCUCAUCUUCCUUAUUUUAUUCACCCUUGCGGCAAUUGUUGGAUGCAUUGUUCUGUACACUGGCCAGGGAAAGUUCCACAACAGUACAACAAACACACUGAAAUAUGUUGUGAGUCAGGCAGAUACAACUGUUGAAAACCUCAGGAAUUUGUCAGGUUAUCUUGGUGCAGCUAAAAGGAUUGGAGUUGAUGCUGUAUUUCUGCCAGCAGAUGUUCAAAGUAACAUUGACAAUGUUGUAACAAAGAUCAACUCUGCUUCCAAUACACUUUCUGAUAAAACUGAAAAGAAUUCAAAGCGUAUACAAGAUGGAUUGGAUAGCAUGAGACUGGCUCUCAUUAUUGUUGCUGCUGUUAUGCUCUUUUUGGCCUUUCUUGGAUUUUUAUUUUCCAUUCUCGGGAUGCAAGUCCUUGUGUACUUCUUGGUCAUUGUUGGGUGGGUUCUUGUUGCAGGCACAUUCAUUUUAUGCGGUGUAUUUCUCCUUCUCCAUAAUGUGGUUGCAGAUGCAUGUGUUUCCAUGGAUGAGUGGGUCAUGAACCCCACAGCCCACACUGCAUUAGAUGAUAUACUCCCAUGUGUGGACAAUGCUACUGCUCAAGAGACCUCUUCACGCACCAAGGAAACAACCUACCGACUCGCUACUGUGGUUAACCGUGUCAUCACCAAUGUCUCGAAUAAGAAUUAUCCACCCAUCGCGGGACCUUUAUAUUUUAAUCAGUCUGGCCCACUGUUACCCGUUCUUUGCAAUCCAUUCAAUUCUGAUCUCACUGAUCGACAGUGCAGCCCUGGUGAAGCGAAGCUGCAAAAUGCCUCAGAGGUAUGGAAGAAGUAUGUUUGUGAGGUUUCCGCGGCCGGCAUUUGUACUACACCUGGCCGGUUGACUCCAACCUUUUACAGCCAAAUGGAAGCUGCAGUAAAUGUGAGUUAUGGUCUGUAUCGUUAUGGUCCGUUCUUGGUUGAUCUGCAAGACUGCACGUUUGUUAGGGAUGCGUUUACAGACGUGAGUAACCGGCAUUGCCCUGGUCUGCGAAAGUACAGUGGCUGGCUCUACAUUGGGUUGGUAAUGGUAUCUACAGCGGUGAUGUUGUCAUUGAUCUUCUGGGUAAUCUAUGCAAGGGAGCGAAGGCAUCGAGUAUACACUAAACAGUUUACGGCUAGAACUGCAGGGGAUUUCCAAGACAAGGGUGCUUAA
Messenger RNA from Prunus armeniaca (apricot), 1647 nucleotides. Lineage: Eukaryota; Viridiplantae; Streptophyta; Magnoliopsida; Rosales; Rosaceae. The record is from the annotation of a GenBank genome assembly.